AUGAGCGUUGCAGUACUUGAGGGGGUCGAUGUUGAACUUUCCUUAGCCAUCAGUACUGAUGCUAAUGGCAAGGCCAUGACUCAGUAUCAAGAAACUGACGAAGAUCAUAUUACACCUGAACAGAAGAAAAUAUUGUCGCCAACAAAUUGUCGAAACAACCAAGACGUAGUGGCAUCAGUUGACUGCUCUAUUCGUCACACUUCUCCUCAUCAGCCUCAAAUUCUACCAGGGGAUUUUCCGGUGCAAAAACUUUCAGGUAGAGUGCUGAAAUUCCAGACCAGUUGGUAUGAGAGAUUUCCUUGGCUACAUGUGGCUGGAGCUGAAGGGGUAAGCUGUUUUUACUGUACAAGAUAUGCUCAGUUGUGCCCAGCAAAAGCGCUGGCUACUAAAGCAGAUAAGGCUUUUAGUGAAAAAGGGUUCAGUAACUGGAAAAAAGCUAUUGAAAAGUUUGGAAACCACCAAACGAGUGAUGCUCAUUGCCAAGCUGUUUUAAGCUACUCUCAGUUACAAGCACCUAUUGAGUCACAACUCUCACAUGUUAAACUCGAACAACAAAAACUUGCUUUAGAAUCUCUUAUGACUAUAAUAAGUAGUGUAAAGUAUCUCGUUAGACAGGGUAUGGCAGUAAGAGGACACAAAAAUGAUGAAGGUAAUCUAAUGGAACUAUUGAAGGUUCGCUGUGAGGACAAGCCGUCUUUGAAACAGUGGCUAGAAAAAGAUAUUACCUAUACUCACCCUACUAUACAAAACGAAAUCAUACAGAUAUUGGGAAAUGAAAUCAUAUAUAGUAUAGUUCAGAGCAUUAAAUUAAGCAACCCUUUGAUGUACUCUGUCAUUUGUGAUGGGACGCGAGAUAUUGCUGGCAAUGAACAGGUCAGUGUUUGUGUCAGGUGGGCUGAUGCUGAUCUCGAACCUCAUGAAAGUUUUUUAGGCUUUUAUGAAUCGGCAAAUACCUGUGGAAAAGAUAUAGCAGCUCUUAUUUUUGACGUGUUGCUUAGAUUGGAGCUCCCUUUGUCCAAUCUUCGUGGGCAAACUUACGAUGGAGCUGGUAACAUGAGUGGUAUCCAUAAAGGAACUCAGUCGGUAGUAAUAGAGAAACAACCACUUGCUGACUACAUUCACUGUGGUGCUCACUGUGUCAAUCUAGAAAUGAAAGCAAGCUGUGAGACUUCAAGAACCGUCAAAAACGCAAUGGAUUGGGCUCAUCAGUUAGGAGUAUUGUUUUCGAACACAAAAGCUAAAGAUGAAUACAAACAUAUAGUUGAAGAUGCAGCUCAAGGUCUAGUCAGUAAUAUUGCAAAAAUAAAACCUCUGUGUCCCACAAGAUGGAUAUACCGGAAAGGGCAAAUCAAUGAAAUUUUGCAAAAGUAUCCAUUAAUUUUGAAAACUUUGAAUGAACUCACAGAACGUAAGUACGAAGGAGCCAGUGGUUUGUUGAGUGUGUUUGAAGAUGGGACCACGUACUUAGGCCUGAUUAUGGGUAGAAAAGUUGUUGAACUUUUGGAACUACUGAACAAAAGUUUUCAAGGCGAGAAGAAAACAGUAGUUGGAUUAUAUGAAUCUGUUAAACUAAUUGUUGAUGGUCUGCAAAACCUCAGAACCAACCAGCAGUUUUCUUCUGUCUACGAAGAGUGUGCCAAGUCCAUAGCUGAGCUAGGCCUAGAAGAAUUAAGGCUCCCAAGACGAAAGAAAGUGCCUAAAAAGAUAUCUGAGGGAAAUGCUAAUGACUACGGCUACGAGUUUACUUCAACAGAAGAACAUUUCAGACGGGAGUACUUUGAAGUCAUUGAAACGGCUGUACAUGGUCUCAAAACUCGCAUACUUGAACAGGCUGGUAUGAAAAAACAGAUUCAGCUCGAGAAAGUCCUGCUAAGAAGAGACGGUUAUGAUGUCAGUGUGCUAGCGCCAUAUCCGUGUGACGGGUAG
Molecule: messenger RNA, 1926 nt
Organism: Macrosteles quadrilineatus (aster leafhopper)
Lineage: Eukaryota; Metazoa; Arthropoda; Insecta; Hemiptera; Cicadellidae
Product: zinc finger MYM-type protein 1-like
Exons: 2
Coding region: 1-1926 (641 amino acids)
Source: RefSeq, a predicted model, not a curated record